AUAUUUAUAUUGUAUUAUUUCACUUGUUGCCACUACAAGAAUCAUGGGAAUUUAAUAGUUGUAAUGAGUACUGACAAUUCUAAUGCACUUUUCUUUAAUGGCAUCUCGGUUAAUUAUCGUUAUCCACCCAUCACCUUUUUUCACAUGAAAAAUAUAUUUGUCGGUAGUUUUGUUGGUAUCAUUGCGUUUUCAUACCACGCAUUCUUACCACUGAUCUAUUGUCAUAUUCGAAUAAGACGUCUAAUUAUAAGAUAAUUUUCAUCUAUUACAUUACCGUUGCAAAUGUAUAAUAACGGGGAUACCUUAUUCAAAAUUUUCUUUAUUUUCUUCCAUUAAUCUAAUGCCAUUAUCGCCUACCUCACCUCCCACACUGCGCGUCUCCUUCAUAAAUCAUCACGCGCAUACGUUCCCGUACAUGCCACACGGCCAAUCCAAAGCGUAUUUUUUUUGCAACCAAUUAAAAUUAUUUUUUAUUUAAUUUGCUGUAUUUUUGGCCCAAUCAAAUUCGAUUUUUAUUUUGGGUCUCGAAUCAACGCCAGCAACCUGUAAGAAUCUCAGAAUCCAACGACGAACAAGAACCAGGCCAAUAAGACAUGAACAACAGUAAGUGUCCUCCAGUCAAAAAGUUCCCCACAGAGGGGGAGCGAUACCAGCGACUCAGAGCUCUCCAAGAGAAGUUUACUUUAGAAUUCUCUCACAACCCACAGUUUUAUGUUCGAGCUCCUGGGCGAGUCAACCUUAUUGGUGAGCAUGUGGAUUACUGUGGGUAUGCUGUGUUUCCAAUGGCUGUAGAACAAGAUAUCCUCAUAGCUUUGGCAACCAACGACAUGGGAAAACUCAAUGUCCAUAAUAUUGACAAGGAUUAUCCGGAUUUUUUCUGCAAUGUCAAUAAUUUUGAGAUUCACAGGGAGCAGCCUGCAUGGUUUAAUUACGUGUUGUGUGGAGUGAGAGGGAUCAUGGAUGAAGGGGGUAUUGAAGGUCCUCUGGUUGGUAUGGACAUGCUAGUUGGAGGCAACAUCCCUCCCUCAUCUGGACUUUCUUCAUCUUCUGCCUUGGUAUGUGCUGCUGCCCUAGCUGUUGCACAUGCUCAUGGUAUUUCUCUGACCAAGGAGAAGCUUGCUGAAAUCUGUGCUCACUGUGAGACACACAUAGGAACACAAGGAGGAGGAAUGGAUCAAGCAAUUUCUUUCCUGGCAACUGAAGACACAGCAAAAGUAAUUGAGUUCAACCCAUUGCGUUCAACCUCAGUGACACUACCUCCAGGAGCUACAUUUGUUGUGGGCAACAGCUUAGCUCCAAUGAACAAAGCUGCGAACUCAAGUUUCAACUGUCGUGUCAUGGAAUGCCGACUAGCAACUCAAAUUAUGGCCCAAAAAGCAGGAUUAGCAUGGAAGAUGUACCAAAAAUUAGGAGAUCUGCAAAAAGUCUUGGGGAAGUCUCUUCCACAGAUGAUGACACUUGUCACGGACACAUUUGAGGCUCGACCAUAUGGAAAAGAUGAAAUUUGUGAGCUACUUCGCACAACUCCUGAAGAGCUAGAUCAGAUAACUCUUAGUGAAAACACCAGGCAUAUUCAAGAAUUCAAGUUACAUGACCGUGCCCUUCAUGUUUUUUCCGAGGCUCAUCGUGUGUGGCAAUUCAAGCGUGUGUGUGAUGAGCAAAACGAUACAGCUUUAGAAGAACUGGGGAGGCUCAUGCUGGACUCACAUAGGUCCACACAGCUACUAUAUGAGUGUUCUCACCCCAAACUUGACACUCUGGUUGAACUCUCACAGGGAGUUUCUCUAGGUGCACGAUUAACUGGAGCUGGUUGGGGAGGAUGUAUGGUGGCACUGGUCGAAGAGAAAUCCACAGAAGCAUAUAAGAAGAUGCUGCAAGACAGGUAUUACAGUCAGGAACCAGCAGCACAAGGCCGUGACAUGAACAGUAUUCUUUUUAGCUCUCGGCCAGGCUCUGGAGCUUGUAUUUUUGUGGAGUAAGAUAUGAAUUGAGGUGCUAUAGCUGGUAAACUGUGUUAAGGUUCUUGGGUCUUGUGUGCUAGUUUAUUUAUUAUGAGUGAUUUUAUUAGUUUGGUCUUAGUAUAAAAGGUAUACAGUACAUAUAGUACAGUAUUAGUUGUACUGUACUUGCUUUUCUUUACAGCUCUUUAUACUACCAGUGUUUUUCCUCUGUUACAGUAGUACGUAAUAGUAUUCAUUGGCCUACUUAGAUGUCCAUCCACUGUUGAGGAAAUAACUGCAUAACAGUGUCAGUACCUGAUUUACACAUUUUUUAUUUAAACUGCGGGGAAGAUUUAUUUUAAAGGAUGAGUGCCCGUGUGGGACUUUUAGUCUGUUGUAGAAGUAACAAGGUCUGUACACACAUAUACUAUUUUUAUUAUUAAGAUCCUGAUUGUUUUGCUUAUGAACAGUGUGUAAUGGUGAAGGGUACAGCUUGUAGUCAUGUAGAUAAAAUUUAUGAAUACCAUAGCAUAGAGUUCAUUGCACAGAGCUAAUAAUCAUUCAUCACAGGCUCAGGUCAUAACUGAGGAAGUAGUACAGGUAGUCCCUGAGUUACAAACCUCUGACUUGCAAAUACUCAUACUUACGAUCGAGAUCUCAGUACAGUAUAUUCAUUACAAAAAUCUGCAAUUAAAAUUAAAUUUUUUACUGUAACAUACUUUAUAUUGUUUAACAUCACUUUAUUUACAGUAUUUACAGGUAUUUACAUUAUUUGUUAUGUAUGAGCUAUUACUGUUGUUUUGUAUGGGCAGGGAUAUGUUUUAACCUAACCUAUGGAAUUAACACUGUUCUGAUGUACGAACAGGGUCCAGAAACAUAAACCCUCUCAUAACUUGGGGACUGCCUGAAUUUGUUUAAGAUUGCAGUUUGAAUGAGUAUCAUUAAUAUAAUCCUUUGCCCUCUGAAUUGUAAAAAGCCAGCUGGAUCAUAUAUUUACUCAAUAAUUAUACACCUUUUACAUUUAACUCAGACUUAUACUGUAAAUAACUCCAGGUCUACAUACGGUAGGUGAUGGCAUAGGUUACCUCAUGCAUUGUUUCAUAGGUCGUCACAGUUGACUUGGAAAAUACACCACCACUUCCAG
Molecule: messenger RNA, 3084 nt
Organism: Homarus americanus (American lobster)
Lineage: Eukaryota; Metazoa; Arthropoda; Malacostraca; Decapoda; Nephropidae
Gene: Galk
Product: N-acetylgalactosamine kinase-like
Exons: 8
Coding region: 594-1979 (461 amino acids)
Biological process (GO): carbohydrate phosphorylation; galactose metabolic process
Cellular component (GO): cytoplasm; cytosol
Molecular function (GO): galactokinase activity; ATP binding
Source: RefSeq, a predicted model, not a curated record